Molecule: messenger RNA, 1008 nt
Organism: Kwoniella botswanensis
Lineage: Eukaryota; Fungi; Basidiomycota; Tremellomycetes; Tremellales; Cryptococcaceae
Exons: 1
Coding region: 1-1008 (335 amino acids)
Source: RefSeq, a predicted model, not a curated record
AUGCCAUUCCCAUACCUAUCUUUCCAAACUUUCAUCCUCAUGAUGGUCAUCCCCAUCGUUAUUCUCAAAGAUAUUCAAUGGCGAUAUCAACAACUCAAAUCCCAUAUCAAACGUCUGACCAAUUCGAUUGUAUACGAUUUCAUUCCUACAGUUGGAGUUUAUACCUUGAUUGGUUGUUUGGCUGUGCCAGCUAUAAUGUUCAUGGUAUUAUUCAAACUCUCAUCAUAUAUCGUACGAACACUUUGUUCAGUAUUCCUAUUCUUAUCGAAAUCUUCAACCAUCUCCCUUGAAGAAAAAGAAGCAGACGGGAGAGAAGAAGAAUAUGAAUUCCAAGAAAAAUCAACAUCAACUUCGCCACUUAUUUCGACCAUUAACGAUUCAACGGUUAGUACCAGUUCAGCUUCAAGCGACAAUUCGUCAUCUGGUCCAGGUACACCCACCACCCCUAUCAAUACGGCAUCUAUCGAAUCGUGGUCAUACGGUGUAUACCUCAAACGAUACCCUUCACUAACCGUUGAUUCGCGACUCGAAUUCGACUCUGAACAAUUCGAAGACGAUGACGAUGACCGACUCGAGUACGUUAAAGAACCUCAACCUAAAUUCGAAAGAGGCGGUGAUUACCCUUAUUUGCCACUCCGGUUGAACGUGGAUGACAAUAUAUCACCCACCUCGACCAGCUCGUACUUCAUUGCGAUCGACACCGAUACAUCUUGCGAUAACACUCCGAUCACGAUCCACUCUGACGAUCCGACCAUCGCCACACGCACUAGAGAAGAUGAAAAGCAAAAGGAAGAGAACAAACGGAUCGAUAAUCGCCUUCUAAGAGCUAAAGAGAUGAACCUCAGGCAUUCCAAAUUCGUCAGAAGGUGCGAGAAAGAGAGCGAGAAGUUCAAUGCUAGCUUUCCGGGUGAAAUGGAUAUUGUAAAAAUACGAAAGAGCCUUGAGCUCAACGGAAAGAAACAUGAGAACAGCGGAGCGAAGAUGGACUUGUCUGUAAUCUAUGAAUAA